ACACCAUAUAGCACUUAACUACCAACUACCUUGGAGACUAACAAAAUAGUAGUGGUUGUGAUAAAUAUGGCUCUUACACUUCAACGUGCAUUAUCUCAACUACUCAUCCUUGUAGCUUUACUCUCAAUGUUCCUAGUGAUCCCUUCCUUUUGUUUCAACCCCAAAAAGCUUCUUAAUGCUUCAUAUUAUUCCUCAUCUGGUUCAGAUUGGUCACCAGCAGUGGCCACUUGGUAUGGAGCUACAAAUGGAGAUGGAAGUGAAGGUGGAGCUUGUGGUUAUGGAAACGCUGUUGGGCAACCUCCAUUUUCUUCGUUAAUAUCCGCAGGAAGCCCUCUUAUAUAUGACUCAGGCAAAGGGUGUGGUUCUUGCUAUGAGGUGAAGUGCACAGGGAAUUCUGCAUGCUCAGGAAGAGCUGUGACAGUAGUGAUCACAGAUCAGUGUGAUGGGUGUGGUUCAGAUGCUCAAUAUCAUUUUGAUUUGAGUGGGAGUGCUUUUGGAGCAAUGGCAGUUUCAGGUCAAGAUCAGACUCUACGAAAUGCAGGAAAAAUAAACAUUCAACAUAGAAGAGUUGAAUGCAACUAUCCCGGUAGGUCAAUAGCUUUCCACGUGGACUCUGGCUCAAACCAAGAAUAUUUUGCUACAUUGGUUGAAUAUGAGGAUGGGGAUGGUGAUCUUUCAAAGGUUGAAAUAAAGGAAGCACUUGAUUCAGGGUCAUGGGACAUCAUGCAACAAUCAUGGGGUGCAGUGUGGAAAAUUGACAAAGGCUCACCACUGAGAUCACCAUUUUCCAUCAGGCUAACCACCCUUGAGUCCGGCAAGACUAUUGUGGCCAAUAAUGUGAUCCCUGCUGGGUGGACUCCUGGUCAGACUUAUAGAUCAGUUGUGAAUUUUGAAACCUAAACAUGAAGUGUCCAUGAACAUUUUCUAUUUUCUAUCAUGGCUUUUAAUCUAAUGGUUGAAUUUACAAAAUUCA
This is a messenger RNA of Cajanus cajan (pigeon pea), 973 nucleotides long. Its product is annotated as putative expansin-B2. The record is from RefSeq and is a predicted model, not a curated record. Gene Ontology annotation, biological process: sexual reproduction. Lineage: Eukaryota; Viridiplantae; Streptophyta; Magnoliopsida; Fabales; Fabaceae. Gene Ontology annotation, cellular component: extracellular region.